AUGGUCCUCAAGGCAUGCGAUCGAUGUUAUUCAAGCAAGGAAAAAUGUACCUUUACCGGCACUGAUUCACAGUGCACCCGGUGUCGACGCCUCAAAAUCGCCUGUUCGACCUCGCGACGAAACAGGCGCAUCGGGCGGCGACCAGCCGCAAAGGCCUUUCCUCAUGGGGAGAUGCAGGUCUGGAGUGUGGACUCGGACCAACCGUUUGGGACGCGCUCACCACCACCACAACCGCGAUCGCAACAAAUUACCUCCCCCAUCUCCACUGAUGGAGCGUCCUCGACGAAAGCGUCGCUCAUCCGACGUGCCAAAUCAAUAUCGCCAUCAAAUGAGUCUGUCGAAGAGGUACCCAACACCCCGCGGUAUCCAACGCCGAUCAUCGCGCCCGAGAGGUUGCUGGCAUCCUCGACGAGCCUGCGAACGGCGUCCGAUGCUUUGCGGACGGUCUCCGAUCCGCAGCAAUUUUCUGUGAUUCAUCUCCCCUUCAUGUUGGGGCCGAGCUUUGUCUCUGAAUCGCAAACCACGGUCUACCAGAUCUUGCGCUACUCGGGUCCCACACUCACGGAGGGGUAUCUGGCGUUUCUCGGCAUGAUGACCCAGUAUCAACGAUCCCUCGUGCUGCGACAGCAGGAGCCCGACAUGCUGAAAGCGGCCAAGGGUCUCCAGCGACUGCGAGACGUCAAAAUUACCCAGGACUACGACGCGGCGUGUGCGCUCUUCUUGGGUCAGACCAUGUACGUAUUCAAUGUGUUGACGGCACCCCACUCGUCUUCCGCGCAUGCCAUUGUGCGCAGUGCUCUCAUGUCGGCCAAGCCCUGGGUGCCGAGACUGGUGCAUGUCCCGAUGAUGGACACGGUGCUCAUGACCCCCAUGUUGAUUGACACGGUCGAGUGCUUGGUCCGACGAGAGGUACCCAUCAUCCGCAUGCCCCCCACGGAACGGGUAAUUGUGGACCGCUACGCGGGCGUCUGUGCCACCCUCUUACCUCUGCUGUAUGAUCUCUGUGUGUGUAGCCAUACGAUGCGAACGAGCGUGCUCGCCGUGGGGGAGUCGCCCUCGGAGAUAUAUGAACAACUGGCCGAUGUAGAACGGAUGAUUUUGGACUGGAAACCUCCGCAGCCGCCGGAUCUGCUCGCCCAGCGCGGACAGUGGGAGGUCCUGGCGAUGAUGACGCAGGCGAAUGCCUACCGUCUGGCGGCCUUGCUGGUGAUUCACCGUCUCCGAUACCCGCUGGGGGUCGAGGACGAGACGGGGCGGGACCUGGCCAUCAGUGUCUUUACGAUCAUUUCCCAAUUCGCACAGUCCGCCGCACAGCAUACGUCGGCACUCCCGGUGGUGUUCCCGUUGACCAUGGCGAUGAUUGAGGUGGAAGGACCGGGCGAGGAGAUUUGGGAGCAGCUGUCACUCUUUACAGUCCAGAGCUCGAGCGCCACGCGGCUGCGCGGAUUCAUUUCCCAGGUUCGUGCCUGUCGGGAAAGUCGGUACGAGGGUCUUUGGUUUGAUUUGGUCGAUACCCGGCUCGAUGUUGCGAUGCCUCCAUAG
Molecule: messenger RNA, 1542 nt
Organism: Penicillium oxalicum
Lineage: Eukaryota; Fungi; Ascomycota; Eurotiomycetes; Eurotiales; Aspergillaceae
Product: Zn(II)2Cys6 transcription factor
Exons: 1
Coding region: 1-1542 (513 amino acids)
Biological process (GO): regulation of DNA-templated transcription
Molecular function (GO): zinc ion binding; DNA-binding transcription factor activity, RNA polymerase II-specific
Source: RefSeq, a predicted model, not a curated record